AUGAAAGGGGAUGCAGGCUGGCGAGCCCCCGGGCUACAGAUUUCCCAGCGGCAGCCUUUUCUGAACUCCUGGAGCGCGCCUCGCACCGCCCCCUCUUCAGAUGAGUUACCUUUCAUUCCCCGUCUCAGGACGAAGGUGAAUGCUCAGUUAGUUUAUCUAUUAAAUGUCCGCGCUGGCUCCAAGCUCUCGGACCGCGCGGAGAGCAGCGCUCCGACUCUCUUCGGCCUGCCGCGGAGACCCCAAUGCCGGGAAAGUUUGGCCCGCGGACCCGAGGAGCCCCGCACCUCGGGGCAGGCCCCAGUCUCCGCCGCAGUAGCUCUCCUGGAGUGCUGGUCCCGGCCACAGGGCCAGCUCCCGUGGAAGCCUCCCGCCGGCUCCCUCCGGGGUUCUGUCCCGGGCCUCAGCCCCACCCCCACCCCCCCACCCCCUCCAAGGGCUUCACUUGCCAGCCCUCGUCAUCCCGCGUCCCCUCGGUCGCCCCCGUACGCUCCCCCACCCCACCCCACCCCACCCCCCGCAGUGGCCCAAGCGUCGUGCUCGCUCCGUGAUCGCCCAGCGUUACAGCAGGCUCGGCCGCCCGCCCGCCCGCCCGCCCGCCCGCGCGCCACUGUGCUCUGGAGUUUGGUGGAAUCUCUGCUGACGUCACGUCACUCCGCACACGGAGUCGGAGCGGAGGGAAGAGAGAGGGAUGAGAGCGAGGGAGGGGAGAGAGCGCGCGAGACCCGCAGAGAAAGCCGGAGAGCAGCCGACGGAGACGGCCGCCGGCGCCCGCUAGCUCUCGCGGCUCCCCGCGGAGACCCUCUCGGAACUUGGCACCCUGAGGAUCCCCGAGGUCCCCCUCCACCUCCCCAGGGCCCGCUCCCCGGAGCCGGCUGUGCGGCCCGAGCCCUCCGCCGCCUGGCAGUCACCCUGGGAAGCGGCGGGACGCGGAGACAGCCGCUCGCUCCGGUAGCCGAAUCGCUAAAUCUGGAGCCGCCAAACUGCUACUUCUGGGCCCACGGGCCCACGAGGAUCCGCAGAGUCCCCACCGGGUGCUCACUAGUUGGUGGGGGAACCGCGUACGGGCCCCCCAAUCUCGGAUUCCCCAGGCGUCCACACCGGGAGGCCCCUCCUCCAGGCAGCGCGUCCUUGGCUAGAAUGCCCCUGGAGCUUGGGUAG
Molecule: messenger RNA, 1158 nt
Organism: Meriones unguiculatus (Mongolian gerbil)
Lineage: Eukaryota; Metazoa; Chordata; Mammalia; Rodentia; Muridae
Exons: 3
Coding region: 1-1158 (385 amino acids)
Source: RefSeq, a predicted model, not a curated record